Entrophospora sp. SA101 is the source of this 483-nucleotide messenger RNA. The record is from the annotation of a GenBank genome assembly. Lineage: Eukaryota; Fungi; Glomeromycota; Glomeromycetes; Entrophosporales; Entrophosporaceae.
AUGUUAAAAUUUAUUCGUAAUAAAGUUCAAGAAAAAAAACUUCAAGAACUUGAAAAAAGUUUCAAUAGAAAAGUUCCUGAAGAUAUUGCUACGAAUCCAGACGUUGUCAAUCUCAUUUUAAAAUAUCUAAAAGAUAAAGAAAACUACGAAAUGCCAGCACUCAUAUUUAUCUGGAAUAACGCGGGAUUCAAUGAUACAAUGGUACCAAAUUGUCGUAAUGGUGUCACAGGGCAGACACAAGGAACUAUAAUCGCAAAUCUAGUCACAAAUGGAGCGAUAAAUUAUAUGAAUAUGAAUACAUUAUUUAUUUUUCAGAAAGGUGAAGCAAUCAGUAAUUGGUCCAACAACGUGGAGACAAACUUAUCUUGGGCAAGAAAACAAGCUGGGGUUCCCAAUAUUUGUCAUCAACUCAUAAGAAUAGGUAAGAUUUCGGUGCACACGGCAAAUGCAGAUGUCGAGGAUUAUUUACAUGUUUUAAAAUGA